AUGCAAUAUCGAGGAAUACUUCGUUUACGCCGCCCGCUCAAGCAUGGCGUGGUCCAGAACUGGGACGACAUUGAAGAUGUCUGGCACGACGUUUAUACCAACCAUUUAAAGGUACCCGCAGCAAAUCAACCGCUCCUAUUAACGGAAACACCUAGAAAUCCAUUACAAUCUCGAGAAAAAAUGAUUGAGAUUGCUAUAGAAGGCCUGGACGCAUCUGAAGCUUACCUGGAAAACUCCGGCAAACUAGCGUUGUUAUCGCAUGAUAUCUAUACCGGCGUGGCGUUGGAUAUAGGUGAUGGUGUGAGUACCGCAGUACCGAUAUACGAAGGUCAAACUUUGCAUUACGCAAUUCUGCGCAAUGAAGAUCUCAUUGACCGGAUGCACAAUUGCAUUGAAGCCCUGCUCACGGACAGAGAUCAAUUAUUCCGACAGUCUGCGACAGGCAAUAUAACACGCGACAUCAAAGAGAACUAUCUCAGGGUAGGUACGGUCAAACCGCAAGAGUACGAAAUGCCCGACGGAUCUAUUAUGGUCAUCACUGAAAAUGAAGUCACCAAGUGUACUAAUCACCUAUUCGGUGCUGGUAUUGGAGAUGGUGACGAUGGCCUAGACGUAAUGAUCUGCAAAUGCAUUGACAAGUGCGAUGAGCAAAUACGUGAUGUGCUCCGCGCGAAUAUUGUGGUUUGUGGUGGUACCAGCUUAAUACCAGGGUUGGUGGAACGUUUGAAGAAAGAACUCCAUGCGAAAAAUGAACUAUUUAACGUGACAAGUGUAGAUACAUCGGAUCGACUAGAUCAACCUUGGAUUGGUGGUGCUAAGUUGUGUCGCAGCUUUUCAAGAUCGAAUUGGAUCAACCGCGCUCUUUACACUGAGCAUGGAUCUAAUAUAGUGCACCGAUACUGUUUUUAG
This is a messenger RNA of Dalotia coriaria, 909 nucleotides long. Its product is annotated as actin-2, muscle-specific-like. The transcript has a single exon. The coding region runs from base 1 to 909 and encodes 302 amino acids. The record is from RefSeq and is a predicted model, not a curated record. Lineage: Eukaryota; Metazoa; Arthropoda; Insecta; Coleoptera; Staphylinidae.